Messenger RNA from Colletotrichum godetiae, 865 nucleotides. Its product is annotated as SGNH hydrolase-type esterase domain-containing protein. Gene Ontology annotation, molecular function: phosphatidylcholine lysophospholipase A1 activity. Lineage: Eukaryota; Fungi; Ascomycota; Sordariomycetes; Glomerellales; Glomerellaceae. The coding region runs from base 176 to 865 and encodes 229 amino acids. The transcript is spliced from 3 exons. The record is from RefSeq and is a predicted model, not a curated record.
GCGGGAGGAUGUGAAUCCUGUAGGAUUCAAGCGAAGACGCAGUCAACUAUAUUGGAAUCAAGAAUAAGUAGAGAGCUGCGUGCGCUCCAAACUCAUCAUCUACACCAGGGGAAAGGUGACCUUGAUACCAUUUCUCGACCGAUGGGUAGCCUCAUUGUCUGCCUUUUACCGACUCAUGAUGUUUCUCAGCCGAUCCGUCUUGAUGCUAGUCUGUUUCUUCUCAAUAUGGACGGCCUCAGCUGAAGACAAGGUUAAGAUCAUGCCUCUUGGAGACUCGAUCACCGGCAGCCCCGGUUGCUGGCGGGCUCAAUUGUGGAAGAAGCUUCGGGACAAUAACAUCAAGAAUACCGAUUUUGUCGGAACUUUGCCACCGCAGGGAUGUGGUUUCGACUACGAUGGAGAUAAUGAGGGCCACGGUGGCCUUCUUGCGACAGAUCCUGCUCAAGACGGUAGACUCGAGCGUUGGCUGAUGGACACGAAGCCUGAUAUUGUCAUGCUGCACCUCGGCUCAAACGACGUAUGGAGUACGAAGAAGCCAGAAGAGAUUCUUGGCGCGCUUGACAAGUUGGUUGACCAAAUGCGGGCUAGCAAAGAAAGUAUGAAGAUACUGGUUGCUCAAGUAAUACCUCUGGACCCAGCCGGCUGUCCGACUUGCAUGCGAGGCGUUGAGGAUUUCAACAAAGCCAUACCAGAGUGGACGACCAAGAAAUCAAAUGAGAAGAGUCGUAUUACUGUAGUUGACUGCCACAAGGACUUUGAUGUCAAGGGGAUGACGCGAGAUGGUGUACAUCCUAAUGGCAAGGGUGACGAAAAGCUGGCCAACAGUUGGUAUGAGCCCCUGUUAAAGGUCAUCAAAGAGGGCUAA